GAAUUGAUUUCACUUUAAUUUUCCAAAACAAAAGCAUAAAUAUAUAUUAUUUAACGCCUGAUGCUAAUUUCUGUUUAAAUAUUGCCAAACUUCUUCUAUUUAUAAUUUGAACAUAACUCGGCGCAAAACAAAACUCACGAAAUGCCAAACAAUCGGCGAAUGCCAGCCUCUAAAAUAUGUAGCAACAACUCGCACAUAAAACAUACUUAUGCGAACAUUCCCAUGAGUUCUCUUUCUCUCUGAACUGCUGUGUAGUGUCGACUUUGGAUAGCCAACGAAUCCUGAUUACCCUUACUCCAUUCACAAUACGACAGGUUAAUUGGUUGGGCAUUAGUUUUGAAACAGACUUACAGAAAAUCUAUAAAGAAAUAAAUAAUUGGAAAAUUGAACCCUUAAUAUUUCUAAAAUGCCUUGCUCAAAUCAUCCUACUUGUAUUUUUUAAAAAUCAAUGUGAAGUUUUUUAAAAUGAAGUCUGCCUCCAGUUUCACAGGAUAUGCAGAUGUUUCGUUUUGCUGAAAGAUUAUCCCCUACUACAAAAAAUAAUCUGAUUUCGUAAAAUUUGUAUUGGACCGCAUUAUUGCCACGAACUCGGCAUAGAGUAUUCCCGUGCGGCUCUAAGCCAAUUGACGUUCGCUUUGGCGUCUGCUUGUGGUUAGUUUUUUUGCUACCUAGCAAACAAUAAUAGAAACUGGCGGCUGUGCAGCAGCUCUCCCGCAGUGGCCACAAGCGCGCCCGCCCGGUUCAUAGAUCGAAACGGAGCGUGUUCUAUGUUCCGCCCUGAGCACACACUCGCCAGCUACUUUGGCGCUGUCGUCGUUGCGAUAUUUUUCAAUUUUUAUAAUUAGUAUUUGUGGCGUGCGCUUUCGUAAACGUUGCGCUGAUUUCGGAUUGGUUUUUUUCUUCUUUUUUUCUUGAAAACGCAAAGACGCGCUGCUUGAACAAAGCCAAUUGAAAAUAAAUAAUAAUAAUAAUUAAUAAAUUAAUAAUAAGGUUAAAGAAACGCGCAAAAGUUCGACCAACGAGCGCCAGCUGGCAAAUGUCUCAAAGUGCGUGUAUAAAUCAGGACGAAAUUUGCAAUAAACAAAUUGAAAUAAUUCACCAAAAAAGAAAUUGAAAUUUAAAGUGGAAAUCGAAUUUGAAAUCGCAAUUGCCAUCGGAAAUUGUCGCUGCUUCUGUUGUGUGUCUAUUUCUGUCGAAUAGCUGCCAAAUAUCGUACAAUUUCAAUUAUUUUUACAACACAUGAAUACGCUCUUUAUAUGUAAAUACGUAUAUUCUAUUAUACUAUACUUAACAUAAUAUAUACAGUACAAAAACAUCGAGUAAAUGCCAAAAACAAAAAUCUCGCUAUAGCGCAGCAAAACCAUUUAUUUUAGUACAAUUCAUUAAAUAGUUCAAGUCAGAGGAAGAACUCAAUUCGCCUGCUAGAUAAAAGGAACAACAACGAAUCAGAGCACUCCGAUCUGUCGUCUAGCUCCUCGCACGCGCACAUGCUGUGCUCUUCUCACGAAUGGAUAUCUAAUUAAUAUUAUCGAAUUUUCAUUCGAGCGAAAAAGUAAGAGUGUAACGGAUAACAAAACCCACGCACAAGGAAAAUAGAAAAUGGCCACAUUUUUAAGUCGUUUUCAACGCGAAAAAAGCGAAAAGAUUUUGCCAAAUGCUGUGAACACCGCAAACAGCAGCAGCAGCAGCAGCAGCAAGAAAACAGCUGACAUGGAGGCAGCGACGCCGACGCCGACAGCGGCAGCGGCAGCAACUGCACAGCCGCGCCAGCAGCGACGCUACAUGCGCAGCGCGACGGCAGCGAGCGUAACGCAACUGCUCUCCGAAAGCUGCAACAGUUUGCUGCAGCGCUUUCGACGCAAUCCGAGCGAACGACCUGAUAACAAACAGCAGCAACAACAACAACAACAGCAGCAGCAGCAGCGGAAUCGUGCAGCGCCCAUAGCCGAGGAUAACAGCAGCAGCAGCAGCAGCAACAACAACAACAACUGCAACAAUAAGGAAAGCAACGAAAAUAGACGCAGUGGCUCCAAGACCCCAACGAAUGAUAACAACAGCAACAACAAUAACAGCAAUAGGAGCAACAAAAACAAAGACAAAGACAAAGGCAGCGGCAGCCUCACAACACAACACAGACGUCGCCGCAGCUCGGAAAAGUCCGCCAGCGGUCGCAGACGCCCGGAGGCGGAACGUGAACGGGGCAAGGAACGCGAUAGGGAUAGGGAACGUGAUCGGGAUCGGGAUCGGGACCGGGAACAGAACGCCAUGAGCGAUCGUCACAGACGUUACUAUGCUGGCGGUGGCCUCGGCUACCAUCCCAUUAGCACAACCAGCGGCAGCGCUGUGGGUGUGGGCGGCACCCAUAUGGGCCGCUAUCAGAAGAGCUCAACGACGGCCAAUCCGCUGCGCACUCAUCUGAGCCCCGUGGGCAGCAGCUACUAUAAGCCGGCCAUACGCCCCCUGGGCGCCGGGAUGCGGCGUGACCUGGACGACGUUAGUAUGAGUGGAGCGUGCAGUGUGUAUGCCAGUGGAAAGCGCUGCGUGUUAUUCGAUCGGAGCCAGGCAGCCAAAUUCAUCCCGUGACUCAUGGCCAGAGCAUUUCUUCACAUUUGGAAAUCACUGAAAUUUCGUUUGCCCUAUUUCCACCUGUCACCAUGAGUCACGGCUAAGUCCAGUCACUGUCCCAAUUCUGUCACAGGUUGAAGAAAGCGGGUUGGAGGUAGCAAAAGAUCGCAUCUUCAAUGAAUGCAUCGGCAACCCCUAUUGCUCCAUAGUAUACCUAUAUGUGUAGCAGGUGUAUAUACUUAUGAUGAUCGUGCGCAGAGAUGUAGACAUAAAUAUGUAUGGAUUUUCUAUUUGCCCACACAAACUAUAUCUAUUCUAUAUCUUCCUACUUGCCGUGUGCGUUUAUUUUUGAUUCCAAGCAAAUGUCCAUGCCUCGGGCAGCUCACCCUGCUCCCAUGUCUAUCGCUUCGCUCUAUCUCUCUCUCUCUCUCUCUCUCUGAGUUCUCAGCUCUCUGGUCCGCAUUAAAUGUAUAAAAAGCUAUUCACAAUUUCACGAUUUUGGCAUUUCGUAUAUAUAAAUAUACAUAUAUAUAUAAGGUAUACAUCUAUAUAUAUAAAAACUGUGAAGGUCGGCCGUGGUUAUUUUGUUUAGAUUUUCACUAGACGUUCUAAAUAAUAUAGACGCCCCUCCUCGGAGCAGCCGCCCAGCGCAGUUCUUCGGCUAGAUGUUGUGUUUUUUGUUAGAGAAAGCGACUGGAUUCGACGCUUGAAAUGCGAGUGAAAUUAUGUGGAAUUAAGUUGCCCAAACACUGUUAUUAGCCAGUGCCGAAAAGGCCAUUUAAAUGGGUAUGCGAAUUGCGAGUGCGUCGUCUUCUUCUCUCUAGGUCUAGGUCUACUCCCAACUGGCUUCAUAUGUAUCUGCGUCUGGCUCAGACAGAGCGUGAAAUGUUUGACGAACGUCUUCGUUUUCGUUUUCGUCGUUGUCGUUUCCAUUGGUUUCACACGAGCGCUGCUAAAAGCACUUUCCUUAUCCAUUAAAUUCCCUCCCAAUUGACUGGUUUCUCUUCUUGGGACGCACAGCGUCGCGAGCUGCUCUUGGACAAAGACAAGACGCCCACAGUGUCGGCGGUCUCGCGGCUGGAGAACAAAUAUUCGGACAUUUUGGAGCGUGC
This is a messenger RNA of Drosophila virilis, 3677 nucleotides long. RefSeq lists its product as uncharacterized. The record is from RefSeq and is a predicted model, not a curated record. NCBI's taxonomy places the organism in Eukaryota, Metazoa, Arthropoda, Insecta, Diptera, Drosophilidae.